UUUACGGGACUGGUCCCGCCAAACUUUUCUCUAGCCUAUGGCCUGCCGGUGUGCCAGAUUCGUUUCUUUCCCGUUUCCCGCGGAACCAUCUCUUAAAGAGGACCUACGGCAGCCGUUUGCAAACUGGCCAACUAGAGGUGGGUCGCGAGUUGAGAGGGCGAGUCUCUUAGAAAAGGGUCUGAGCUUCAUUGAGGCCAACCGUACCCAACAGAAGACUGCUACAGGUGUUGGGCCUGAGCUCUGUGACCAUGUCCCAGCAGAUCCAUGCAGGCUCCUCAGUGUCGCAUACCAGCUUCCUGGAUUUGUGGAGGGAAAAGAAUGACCAGCUCGUUCGACAGGCCAAGGUGGUUCAGGACACCCAGCUGUCUCUGAGGCGACAGCAGCUGGCUCAAGACACACUAGAAGGUCUUAGGAAGCUCCUUUGGGGUCUGCAAGGGCUCCCUGCCACUGUUCCUGUUCUCCCUUUGGAGCUGACUGUAACCUGUAACUUCAUUAUCCUGAGGGUGAGCUUGGCCCAGGGUUUCACUGAAGAUCUAGCCCAGGAUAUCCAACGGAGCCUCAAGAGAGUGCUGGAGACCCAGGAGCAUCUGGAGCCCAGGUUGCAACAGAGUCUCAGGGAGCUGUGGGAAUCUGUUCUGCAUGCUUCCUCUCUUCUGCCAGAGCUGCUUUCUGCCUUACACCUCCUGGCUGGCCUACAGGCAGCCCUUUGGCUGAGCACUGACCAUCUCGGGGACCUGGCCAUACUGUUACAGACACUGAAUGGCAGUCAGGGUAGGACCUCUGAGGAUCUGCUGCUACUUUUUAAAAGUUGGAAUCCUCCAGUUGAGAAAUCAGAUGGCCCAUUGACUCUGCAGAAUGCCCAGAGUUUGAGGGCUGUACUUUUGACAGCAUUUGCCUACCAACAAGGCCUCCAGGAGCUGAUCACAGGAAAUCUACCAAGGGCACUGAGAAACCUGCAUGAAGCAGCCUCAGGUCUGUGUACACGACCUGUUUUGGUCCAGGUGUACACAGCACUGGGGACCUGUCUCCGUAAGAUGGAAAAUCCACAGAGAGCACUGCUGUACUUAAUUGAAGCCCUGAAAGUAGGCACAGACUGUAGUCUUCCACUUCUGGAGGCGUCUCGAUUAUAUCGGCAACUAGGAGACACAUCAGCUGAGCUGGAGAGCCUGGAACUGCUAGUUGAGGCUUUGAGUGUCAUUCGUAGUUCUAAAUCCCCCCAGCUGUUGAUUGAAGCAGAAUUGCUACUUCCACAACCUGACCAAGCCUCCCCCCUUCACUGUGUCACACCAAGCCAGGCCAAGCACCUGCUAGCAAGCAGAUGCCUACAGAUUGGGAGGGAAGAAGAUGCUGCAGAGCAUUAUUUGGACCUGUUGGCGUUGUUAUUGGAUGGCUCAGAGCCAAGGUUCUCCCUACUCCCCUGCCCCCCAGGGCCCUGUGUGCCAGAGGUGUUCUUGGAGACUGCAGCAGCACUGAUCCAGGCAGGCCGAGCCCAGGAUGCUUUCACUGUAUGUGAAGAGCUUCUCAGCCGUACAUCGUCUUUACUUCCCAAGAUGUCCCAGCUGCGGGAAGGAGCCAGAAAAGGAUCCAAAGAACUGCCAUAUUGCCAGCUCUGGGUCUCUGCUACCCACCUGCUUCAGGGCCAGGCCUGGGUACACCUGAAGGCCCCAAAAGAGGCAGUUAGUGAAUUUAGUCGGUGUCUUGAGCUGCUCUUCUGUACUACUCCUGAGGACAAAGAACAAGGAGCAGGUUUCAACUAUGAGCAGGGGUGUAGCUCAGAAGCGGCACUGCAACAACUUCGGGUAGCAGCUCUGAUUAGUCGUGGACUGGUAUGGGUGGCCAGCAACCAAGAUACCAAAGCUCUAAAGGACUUCCUCCUCAGUGUGCAGAUAUUCCCAGGCAGUAGAGAUGCUUCCUAUUACUUGCUUCAAACUCUGAGGAGGCUGGAUCGGAAGGAUGAUGCCACUGCCCUGUGGCAAAGGCUGGAAGCCCAAACUGAGCUGACACAGAAAGAAGCUACUCGGUCACUGCCUCUGUACCUAGAAACCUACUUAAGCUGGAUCCAUCCCACUGAUUGUGAAACCUUCCUUGAAGAAUUUCGGACAUCGCUACUGGAGCCACAUGACCAAUAGUUGCCACUUGCCAAUAGCUAGACCUGGGACCCCUGUGGACUCUGAAGAGGGAUUUUUUUUUUUUUUUAACUUUCCUUGUAAAAUGUGGCUCGAGCUGACUAUUCCUGUAGAACUCCUGUACUGGUGAAGUUGGUGGUAGUGUUGUGAAACUUGGCCUACUUACUGCCAUUCUGGUUCCAGAGGAAGCAUUCCCUGCCACAAACAAGUCAUUUUUUCAUGUUUCCUCUUUUCUUGUUUUGAGUAAAACCUCAUAUUUA
Messenger RNA from Dipodomys ordii (Ord's kangaroo rat), 2386 nucleotides. RefSeq names its product Fanconi anemia, complementation group G (gene Fancg). Gene Ontology annotation, cellular component: Fanconi anaemia nuclear complex. The record is from RefSeq and is a predicted model, not a curated record. The transcript has 15 exons. Lineage: Eukaryota; Metazoa; Chordata; Mammalia; Rodentia; Heteromyidae. Gene Ontology annotation, molecular function: protein binding. Gene Ontology annotation, biological process: interstrand cross-link repair. Bases 249 to 2129 code for a protein of 626 amino acids.